UUUGAGCAAAAUAUUUUAGGCUUUAUGUGUUUCAAAUAUAUAUUAAUUCUUUGCCUUUGAAAAAUAUAAUUCUAAUGAGUGAUGGUGAUUGGUGCCAGUGCUGCAAAACGAUGUGAAUCUCUUAAUACCAUGGCAUCAUUUUUGUGGUGGAUUAUUGGCUUCUAUUGGGUGGUUUCUGGUGGUGAAAGUCUCUUGCAAAAUGCUCCAAGGCUUUACUGGUUGACCGUAGUUUUCCUAGCGUUUGAUGUCUUCUUUGCCAUCUUUUGUGUGGCUUUGGCCUGUAUUAUUGGGAUUGCACUUUGCUGUUGCUUGCCGUGCAUUAUUGCAAUUCUUUAUGCUGUGGCAGGCCAGCAAGGUGCAUCAGAUGCUGAUAUUAGCAUUCUUCAGAGAUAUAGAUAUGCUGAGCCUUGUGUCAAUGGGCCAAAGACAACUGAAGAAGGAUUAAUGGUUCCAAUUGUAAAUAACAGUGGAAUUUCAACAAGUGAACGUGUUUUGCUACAUGAGGAUGCGCUGAAUGGAUUCACCCAAACCUGGCUUAAAGGAGGUCAAAACAGUCUGUAUCCAUCUUGGAAUCGCAUUUCAAAUAGGUUUCUUUGAAUUUUAAGUUUGUACUUAUCAGCUGCAUCUUUCCAAGAGGUUUGAGUAAUCAAGCAAAAGAUGAAGAUAGAUGAUGCCUCUUGCUUUUCUUUCCAGAACAAAAUUUGUAAAAUAUAAUCAAACACAUAGAGAUUAUUAUUCUAGUCAUCUUGUAAGUAAUGAUGCUAUGCUCACAAACCUAUCAAAUGCUAAACAAAGAUUGACAAGUAGUCAGAAUAAUGAAAACUGUCACAAAUCUUCUGCUAGGAAGUUCAUCAUGAUGGCUAUUUUCUUGCUUAGUCUAGUGGUGGAAUAAUUAGGGUCACUUGAAAAUCUACUUGUUGUGCAGGACCAACUUAGUCAUCCAAACACUUAAAACUUGAUAAUAAAAUUCACACUUGUUACCUAGUCAUUAAACUUGGGUCCUUUGAAAAGAAGUGUAGAAGCAGUACCAAAUAAUGACUAUCAUGGGUAACCAUGAUUUGAAUUAACCAAAGCAUCCCGCAGCUUUCCUUCCAUUCCUUGCUAUGUGACUGAAACCAUAAUCCAAGGUCAUAUGUGCAGAUUAAAAGAAAGGACAUUGGUAGGGAAAGGCAUUGAUUGUUCUUCUCUAAUUUUUUUUAAUUUUUAUUUAGAAUAAAGGGAAAAGUAUUAAUCAAAGGCAUGGACAUGCAAAACAAAAAAGGAGCCAGAAGUCAAGGGCUACAUACAAAGAACGGGUCCCAUCCCAUACAAUGACAAGAUAGAAGACAAUAGACAAAGAAUUAAUAUCCGCUACAGAAAAAUGGAAACUUAUACAAGAACUGACACUAGCCACUUAAAAGAAGAGAACCCCAGACGUGUACAUAAAUGGACUAGUGGUCAUCAAUCUCUGUACAAUGGGUAGCUACCAACCUGCUAGCUCCAUAGCCUAGACAAUCGAAAUCAAGCAGGUUGGAUUUUUUUUUUUUGGAAAUAUUAGUAUUUUCUUUCCAACCAAUAAUUUUAGCAAAAUGUCUGUGAUAAGAUGUUAAAAAAUGAUGGCCUGUUUACUGUAGUUGAGCGUGUCUUUGG
Messenger RNA from Elaeis guineensis (African oil palm), 1629 nucleotides. NCBI's taxonomy places the organism in Eukaryota, Viridiplantae, Streptophyta, Magnoliopsida, Arecales, Arecaceae. The record is from RefSeq and is a predicted model, not a curated record.